This is a messenger RNA of Clupea harengus (Atlantic herring), 746 nucleotides long. Its product is annotated as receptor-type tyrosine-protein phosphatase eta-like. NCBI's taxonomy places the organism in Eukaryota, Metazoa, Chordata, Actinopteri, Clupeiformes, Clupeidae. Gene Ontology annotation, molecular function: protein binding. The transcript is spliced from 2 exons. The record is from RefSeq and is a predicted model, not a curated record. Bases 127 to 714 code for a protein of 195 amino acids.
CAAAGAGUGGGCCCUUUAGUGAAGAAUCUGAAGUCACUACCACUGCAACGUGUGAGUAUAACUAUGUUUUAGUUUCAUUGGUGAAGAAGUUAUUUUUACAUAGUAGAAGGAGAUUUUAUUACGCUAAUGACUUUUUUUUCAGAUCCCAAUCCUCCGGGGGAUAUCACCAUGAAGAAUGCGACUACAAACUCCAUUUUUGUGAAGUGGACUCCAGCCCUCUUCAUGGAGAACUCAGAUGGUUUUAACUACACAGUGAACAUCAGUAAUUCAUCAGGGACUACAGAUUAUAGUACCAAAGCCUUAAACCAGACACUGACAAACCUUACAUCAGGAACACCACAUGUCAUCUGUGUGAGAACAACUGGACCACUUGGCCUCCAGAGUGAAUCUGUUUGCAGUGGAAAUAUCAUAACAAAGCCACAUCCCAUCAGGAAUUUGACUGCUGAGACUCUAAACACCACAGCAAUAGAGCUAAAGUGGGACCGACCAGAGGACUACCAGAGUACUUACCGUUACCAAGUCCAGAUCUCUGGAUGCACAUCUCCAAGCCGUGAUGCCUCAACAAGCGAGGAGAAGAUCAUCAUAUCCAGCCUGCCUCCAGGAACCAACUGCACAUUCAUUAUCUAUGUUGAGGUUAUGAAUGGCACAAGGGGAGAGGAACUCAAAAUCUCCCAUUAUACCAGUAAGAUUUUUCUAACUAAAUUUUUACUCUAAACGCUAAUCUAAAUUAUGAAAACUUUUGUCAA